Messenger RNA from Tribolium castaneum (red flour beetle), 300 nucleotides. RefSeq lists its product as uncharacterized. Gene Ontology annotation, cellular component: nucleoplasm; SOSS complex; nucleus. The transcript has 2 exons. The coding region runs from base 1 to 300 and encodes 99 amino acids. Gene Ontology annotation, biological process: DNA repair. NCBI's taxonomy places the organism in Eukaryota, Metazoa, Arthropoda, Insecta, Coleoptera, Tenebrionidae. The record is from RefSeq and is a predicted model, not a curated record.
AUGGCUUUUCCGCAACCGAACGCCCAGAGAGAACUCGCAAAUCGCAAAAUUUUGGAGGAUUUGCAACUCAAGAAGCAGCUCCUGUUGAAACAAGGGGUUGCUUCGACGCUAAACUCGUCGGCUUUGCCGGUCUUGGGGUCCCCCAACAUCCAGCAAACUGACGGUUAUUCGAUGAGUUCGCUGCAAAGGGCUGCCCUACAAACGGCAAACUCUCAAUCAACUGGUUAUUUCAUCUCUCAGGACUCCUCCUUUGGUAACUUUAUUCUCCCGGUGCUUCCCCGCUUCGAGAACAGUAAAUAA